Porites lobata is the source of this 17500-nucleotide messenger RNA. The record is from the annotation of a GenBank genome assembly. Lineage: Eukaryota; Metazoa; Cnidaria; Anthozoa; Scleractinia; Poritidae.
AUUUGUGUCAGAAGAGGAAAGAGAGGCUAAGUACAACCGAGUAGUUUCAUCAUCCAUUUCAGCUCUUGGAAAGUUGAUGUCUGUAACAUCAAAAAGAAUAGAGCAGAGAUGGAAGAGCUUUUUCUCAACAUACUCCAGCAGAACAAGUUUUGGAAAUAUUCCAAGCACCAGUCUCCUAAUGUACAUAUUAUUUAUUUUUGUUGUUUACUAUUAGCUUACAUCCUAGAUUUCAUUUGUUUAUUUAUGUAUUUAACAGUUUGAUAUUAGAUGUACGUUUCCAACAAGGAAAGGCACAUUAAGGGUGGGAAAAAUAUUUGCAAUGUUUUCUUUUUAUGAGUAACAGUGACACUUACAUGUACGAUAUUUCAACCCACCAAUUUUUCCAUGCAAAACAGGUUUUUGUACUUUCACUAAGGAAACUCAGUUGAUAAAAAUCGCAGUAAACCAAAUAAGCCCAUAAAAAUAUCAAAAUGAGAAUAACUGUUAUCGUUUUUCUGAAAAGUUGCAUCCUUGUAAUAGUGAACUCAAUUUGUAAUGGCUCUGAAUUUGAGUCAGCUCUUCCAUUUACUAUAGUAAAAACUGAAGAUCCCCUUUUUUGGCUUUAUUUUCUGUAGGUGCGGGGUGCAGUGUUCUCCACUAUAAGCCUUGCUUGUGAAACCUUUCCUUCAAUGAUGUUAUCACUCAGCAGUCAGGUGUCCCCUGCUGUGUUGUCAGCACUUGAUGAUUCAGAUCCUGCUGUGUGUCAGUAUCUGUGGGAUGCUGUUUUAUCUGUGCUUAACAGUAUCACGGUAAGGAAGGUCAAGGUGGCUGGCCUGUCACUGUACUCAGUUAUAUGAAAUAACCCUUGUUUUCUGCUGCGUGGUUUUGCGUGGUCCAAUUUUUUGUAGAUAUAGUUUUAAAAAAAUGUCGUGAGUUUUUGUUUCUCUUUUCUUCCAAGCUACUUUUUUUGUUGCAAUCUUCCAUCACUUUUCACUUUAUGGAAGAAUAAGUAGUAUGCUGGUAUUUUAGCUACUGGCUCAAAUCUAGUAUUACUUUUAUGUCGUUUCUGUUGAUUUGAGCUUAUGUAAUUGGGUGUUGUCUACUUUUUAUCAGGAUUGCUGGAAACAAGUUAAUGUUCGCAAAGCUGUUCUGCCAAAAUUGUGGUCUGUCUUAAAGAAUGGAGGCAAUGGCUGUGCUACAAUUAUUUUUCCUAACUUGCUGCCAUUCCUGAGUAAAGUCCCUUCAGAGGUUGGAACUAUUGUUAUAUAAUUUUACAUAGUACCAUUUGAGGCUUUACCAGACCAUUGAUAUCAGCCUUUUUUUAGGCCCACAUCAUUAAUGCUUUAUGAUUUUAGCAGGUGACACAUCCAUGACAACUUGAAAAUUCACCAACAACAAUGCUAAGAAAGAACAGCAAAGUCAGGCCACUGAAUUUAAUGUAACAGGCAGAGUUUCCAAUUCAUACCUACAGUAGGCCAGCCUUGCUCGUCAAAAAUCCUGUCAACUUUUGUCAUAUGAAUGCCACAGCAUUCAAGGAAUUGCAAUCCCUUGGGUUUUUAAAAGGAUAAAUUCCAUAAAUUCUACAGUACAUGCACUGUUAAAUGUUGUUAACUACGACCUUGUGAAUGGUAUUACACAUGUAUACAUUUGUAACGCUGAACAAGAGUGCUUUGUUACAUUAUUCUUUUACUAAGUAAUAGCAAUUGUUGAUCAUUUGUAGGUUGUUGGUGAUGGAAUAGGUUUCUUUCAUGAGUUCUUUAGUAAUCUACGUGAAGGCCUGUUAAAGGAACGGGUACAAAAUAGCUCAAGUGAAUGUUCAUCAGUGAUUGCAGCAUUUAUGGAGUGUCUAAGAUUUUGCCUUUUUCAUGAAUUUGGUGGAAAGGGUGCAGAUUCUACAGUACAAGAAUAUUUGAUCAAGGAACAGGUUGGACAGUUGUUACAUUUUAGUUUGUCCAUUUUAUUAUUUUCACAUGUAUUUACACUGCAUUUACAUGACCAAGGUUAAGGGAAAGCCAUCUUCAAUGGUUUCAAGAUCGUUGAAUUGCUAUGUUUCUUUUUAUUCAUGUAUUCUAUCUUCCUAUUUGUCAUUGGAACCAAAAACAAAGAAAGCAGCUCAGCAUAAUUUUGAUCCUUCUUAAAUUUCUUAAAGUUCACUUCAAAAGCGCAACUUAGAAUCUUAACUUUUUUUUUCGAUGAAGAGGUGCAAUCAUCACAAGCUACAUAUAUGGCCCGUGUGGUAGUAAGCUGGGAGGAACUGAGAAGACCGACACAGUUUAUUAGAACUACAUCUACGGACCUGCAACUGUACCUUAAAUAGUAACCACGUUGCUAUUGUUUUACAAAGUUAUCCUUAUUUUUCAUUUUGUUUUUUAGUUGCUGUCAGUAAUGGAAAACUCUUUGGAAAAGCAAAGUAAACUAGCACAGACUGAACUUUACUCUCUUGUUGCUGGCUUGUUGUCAUAUCUGUCCGUCAAAUCUGAAAGUGACUCCAAAUCAGAUGGGGCAGUGGAAGGGGAGGAGCAAUUACGACAACAAUUCAGGAACAUGUUAAAAUUGUUCUGGGAAGGUAUCAGCCAUCUCUGCCUGGAACAUCUCAAGCCAGUUGAUCAAGAGGUUAGGACCGUUUAAAACUAUUAUUUAAUUUGGUUCAUUUUUAUUUCAAUUUGGUCACUUUGUAAUACUCAACUGCAAAUGGUGUAUGAGAUCAGUUUUAUCUUCUUCUGAGAAAAAAUGGCUGUUUGAAUUAAAAUGUUUGGUUAUUUUGAAGGUACACGUAAUGAAACUUAAACAAAUUUGUAGUUAAGGCCUUCUAUUGGUAUUGCUCGAUUUCAAUGUGUCUUGCUCUGGAUCCACGAAGGGAAGGUCAAGAAAAGGGAGAUCUGUUUCUUUAAUGUUCUUCCGUUUGGGUUAUGCAAUGCACCACUGACAUUUGAAAGACUUGCCUUGUAAAUACAGUGAGAAUCCUGUAAAUAAGGGCUAGGAAAGUGUCGUUGUAUUAACGAGGUGAUCGUACUAACGUAGUUGUCAGAUAGCCAAACGACUCAGCAUUUUCUUUUUCUAUGGUUAAACAAUGUUAUGCUCAUUAUUAGGUGGUUGGAUAACAGGAGAUUAUAAGGCAAGGUUUUACGGUGCAAUAGUCAUUUUAUCUUCUAGUCAGUGAAUACUAAUCAAAAGCUUUGACAUUUCGUCAUAGUCUCACCAUGAAACUGUUGUCAUUUCCUGACAGGUUGACCAUGAAGCAGUUGCCUCCGUAUCUCAUUGUCUGGUUUCUCUGAAAAAACCAGCCACAAAGAGAAGAAAGCAACACAAGGUUGCAUUUACAGAGUCUUCCUCUGAAGUUUUGGAUAACAAGACUAGCGACCAUGGAUCUGCUUUGCUAAACACAAAUUGUCACCCUAUGGAUCUGUAUUUAACAGGAUCUGAGGAUGUGGAAAAACUGUAUUGUGGCUGUCUAUUGGACCUGGUUUGCCAUAUUUGUAAUCUGUGUCUGGAUGAAAUAUCUCAAAAGAAUUCGCUUAAACAUCUUAAUCUCCUCUCAAGACUUGUUCCCCAUUUUACAUCAACUCGUCUUAUGAGAACGUUAACUAGAACUGGUGAACAUUCUUCAAGAUUGACUUCAGUAGAUGAGGACAAUUACCGUAGUUUGAGUGAAUGUUUUCUUAAUGGCACGUUGUUUUCAUGGAUCAACGUAUCCUGCGAACCGUUUCUGUCUGAUACAAACGGAGAUGAUGCAAGUGGUGGCUUUAAAGACAAUAAAUCUGUUGAUUAUGUUAUUACAAUUUUUUGUGGGAUAAUAAAACCAUUGCCUCUUGAAAAACAGGAAGAUUUGGUAUCCAAAUAUCUUCAGGUAAUUUUUGGGUCAUCUUUUUUAGUUAAAAGUAGCUCUGAAGCUUGAACCUUACCUAUAGACAAUUAACCUGUCUUCCUACUUAUCAUAUACAACUCUAUGAUAUACUUGAUGUUAGUUAUUAACUCAUCGAUCAUUCGUUUUUCCAUCAGCAAAAUUCAACAGUCAGUUUCUUAUACAAAGUUCUUGAGCAGGUAAGAGUCUCUGAGAAGUAACUGUUGACUGUGUUGAGUAAUGUUGCAAUUUACGCGUCUAGUAUUGUAGUUGUGGUAGAGUUUAAAUAGUAAAUGGUACAGGUUAGGUGAUUAGCAUCACAGUAUGUUAGUAUGGAGUGGCUACUUUUUGUUGCUUCUUGCUGGCUCUUACUUGGGCUUGCUCUCCAAAAAAAGAAGUUUUCCCAUCCUAUCCUUUUCUUGCACGGUAUUUGUCAAAAACGCAUUAUUUAUCAUUUCCUCUAUGACAUUUGGAUGGUAAUUGAGAUUUUGCUAGUGUCAACGUUGUUGACGAAAUGUGAGAGGAACCAUACUAAGAUCAUCCAGGGUAACACCUGACAUGUUAGAAUAAAGUUUCUAACAGAAGAAAGAUGUUCGAAUUUACAUACUUUGAACAAGCGCUUCAAUUGUGCCUAAAUGUGGGAGAAUUUUCCUCUGUUUAAAACUUGAUGUGAGGUUUAUUAUCCAAUAUGAAUUCUAAAAAGUCAACAGUAAGGUAACAAUUUGAUAUAACUUUUAUAAUUAACAGUUAUUCCACGAGUGCGCAUUGGAUAUGAGUUGGCUAUAAUCAUCUCAUAUCCAACAAGCGCGAGUGGAAUAAUUGUCUUAUCAAAAACGCCCACAAAAUAUCGACAAUUCUUCCCGACUUUAUUUGUUUUUCAGCUUGCUUUUAAUUUUGAGCAGACUCGUACAGUUACCGUAUUUGGAGAGCAUGGUAUAAUGGCUCAUAUACCAUGAUGGCUAAGCCAAUCAGAGCUCUAGAAUUGCAUUAUCGAAUGAUUCAGGUAGAAGACAAGCGCGCUUUUACGCCACCUUUACGCCAUUGUUGGUUUUAUCACCCACUAACCAUGAGCGAGGUUCGUGAUACGCCAGCCGCGAUCAAUAUCAAAGUGACAAUCGUGAGACGAACGAUAAACUAUAUCCUUUAUACACAUUAUCCACGUUGAUUAAUAUCUUUCAUGACAAAAUUACAGUUGUUUGAAUCUCAGGUAAUUCAGGCCAUUACUUCCUCUUCCCUUAGGGACUGCAAUCUGAAGUUCUGGGCAUUAUUAGAUGGCUUUAUUCUGCGGAAGGAAAUGAAAGACUUCUUGCUUUAACAAGAGGUUUAGUGCUUCAUGUCAGCAGCGACUUCUUGAACAUUGCAGUUCUUUCUGAUGGAGACAGAGGAAUUGUUUGGAAGCUUCUACAGUUGUGUAUCGUGUCCAAACGUAAAGGUCAGUAAUAUCUUAAGCGUUUACCUUUUGCCCAAUACGUUUUGGGAGACUAUUUACUCCUUAUUUUAAAAUGAAAUAAAGCAAACCUAGAUGUUUCCUUUUGGCAUCGCGUGCGCUGAAAAUGACGUCUUUCUUGAAGGGAGUAAACUAAAGAUUUUGUUACGCCACUUGUUAGCUUUUGGAGAUACCUAGUGUGUGGCCACAAACAGUACGUUUGGGUGAACGUUAAUGGGUUCUUAUUCCUUAAAUGAUGACCCUUGUUUUGCAGUUGUAAUGCUGGAGAAAGGCGUUGUGGAGAAUAUAUUUCAACUCUUCAUAAGGAUUCUAAGACAGACAGAACAAGACAGUGAAAGGGAAUUGCUUCCGUUGCUGGACAUUUUAAAGAUGUAUCUCACCAACUGUGAAAAUUCUGUAAGUCGUAUAUUUCCCUGAUUUUAAAUUUGUCGUUGUUUUUUUCGUAAUCAGCCACAAGAUCUAACAAUAGAUUACAACAAGUGACAAUCAAGUCAUUGGGAGUUGCAGGUUACCCACACUACAUUUAACGUCAUAACCUUGGUUUGGUUAACCAAGAGUCAUAACUACUCUUGUCACAGCUCUUAUGAAUUUUUAUUUUCAGCCUGGCGAUGUUGCACCUUGUAUAGAAGAUCUUCUUCUUGCUGUGUUUCAGUUACAGUUGGUCAGGACGCUUCGGGAAUCAUGUAAGUAAACAGGACAGCGGUUGCCUAUCUUUUUUAAAAAAAUUGUCAGCGGACAGUAAAAUUUUGAAAAGUCAAAACAGCUUUCCGCUCUGUAAGACGUACUUUAAUGGAAGUCUAAGACGAGUAUAAACCUCUCGCCUUGGUUGUGUGUCGUAAGUAUUGAAAUAAGAAUCGCGUCUCUAGCCUGCGAGCAAGCUCUCCUGGGCGCUCUGGCGGCGGGGCGGGAAAAGGAAGGAAAGCUUGCAACUGCGUCUCUGGAAUUUGAAUAUCUGCAUCGAAAAAGUCGAUGCGAAAUGCUGAUUGGCAGAGAUGACAUUGGUAAUGAUGUCAUUACCCAUGGCACGUGCUUUUCAAUGUUUGUUUAUAUUUGCGCUCGUUUCCACUUCGCGUUGAUUAGCGGAAAUCUGGUUGCUCAGUUGACCGGGAGCCACGGGGGAAUUGGAGAAAUUCCAGAGACGCAGUUGCACGCUCCCUUCCUUUUCCCGUGCCGCCGCCAGUGCGCAAGUAAGUAAUGGUUCCAGGUAAGUCAAAUGUGAGAGCUGCUUGUCUAUUUAGGACAAGGUGAAAUUCAAAAUUUUUUCAAGUCCUGGAUUGAUCUCAAACACUCACUUCCUUUGUAUCUGUUUAUUUGUUUGUUUUUUGUUUGUUUGUUUUACCCGACUCUUUUUAAAUUAGUUCUAUUCUAAUGUUAAACCAGAUUCGUCUUUGUGAAUAAAUUAAAUAGAUAAAUGAAAGAAUGAAAGCAAGAGAUCAUUCUCUGUUGAUGAAAGUGUGCCGUGAUUGGCCUUUCGUGUUCAACUGGUUUGAGGGUGGUGCAUUGAACUUGAAAUUGUCCGUUUGGUCAUUUGAAACUGUAGACAGUAUUUCAGAAGGUAUUCCCUCUGUUUGAUUAAUAAUUUCUUUCACAGCGUCAGUAUCGCAGUCGGUAGCAGAAACCUGGCAAAAAGGAUUACAGGUUUUGAGUCAAGUUUCAUAUGACGUGGAUUCAACACCAUGCGAGACCCUUCUUCUAAGAGCAGCCUCGUUUGUCUAUGAAAAUCUAACUAAAGGGGAUACCCUUGAGAGGUAUGACACUCCUUAUCGCCUAUUUGUCGUCUUUCCCAGGCUUUGCUUUGUUACCCAUCGCUCGUGUAAUGCAUUCUUCUCAGGACGCCUUGCACUCUCCAUUUUCUUCGAUGUAGUAGAGUUUGUGAACGAUUUAGCCAUUUACACGGGAGGUAGGACAAGCUACCAAGUGACCUAGAACAGUACCAUAGAAUUUCGGCAAAUCCACCCGUUUGAAUUUCUGGCCCCUAACGGUUUCUCUCACUCGGUCUCAAAUCGUAUCUAUCGACUUGGGUGCCUUCUAUUUUUACUAAAAUAUCAUCAAUUCUCGGUUAAAAAGGACUUAAUGCACAUUUCUCCGUCAAAUUUAACUUUUCCUCUUUGUAUUUGUUUAGAACUUCCGAAACUGCGUACCGCCAAAUCACGAGUUUUAUUUACAUCUUAUGGUGCGAUCACUCAAUGCAGUUACAGAAGAAGGUUUCGUGGAUUUCACCCUUGGAAUUCUGAUGGUUUUCGUCAAUCGCGCUCCAUUGUCUCAGUGCAAUACUUACAGUCAUAGCAUUUGUGACGUGUCGUUUCACUGAAUUAUUUUCUUGCCGAACGUCUUAUUUCCGUUUGUAGCAAAACCCGACCAGACUGAGACCCAGAUGGUCUGAUUGUAGGGGAUCUCGACAGCUUCUUCUAAGCUGCAAUAUUUGUUUUUUUCCAUAGCGUGGAGAAUGUGGUUAAGGUAGCAGUUUGCUUGCUGCAGGAUUCAAGCCAGCUGUCUAAAAAAGAUGAACAUGCGCACAAGUCUUUGUCACAGAGUGUAUUCGAGGCCAUAACGCCAAAAGAGCAAGACCUGACAUUUUUCAGAAAUGAGUAUUCCAAGGUAGGUGAACACUCUCAAUCCUAGACGAAGUGAUGGUGAGCUGACUCGUUGUUCUGACUUUUGAAAUCCUAUAGUGUUGCCAUUCUAAUGAAACCUCUUCACCAGUACUUUCACAUGGUACUAUUUAUUUCGUAUGUAGUUUUAACUUUUGAGUCAGUGAAUGGAAUACUAUGGUGUGACCAUUCAAAUGAAACCUCUUCAGCAGUACUUUGACGUGGUACUAUUUAUUUAGUAUAUAGUUCUAACUUCUCAAUCUGUGGAUGAAAUCCUGUAAUGUUGCCAUUCAAACCUCUUUGGCAGUAUUAUUUAUUUCAAAGGAUUUUGAAAAAAGAAAUGUAACCUUUUUGGCGAUUGGGUUCUUUUGCCUCUUCUGAUAACUUCUUGGCAGAACUUUUGAAUACAUAUAUUAAUUUCAUAGGAUCUUCCAAAUAGAAAUGCAAUUUUUUUUUGGCGAUUUUGUUCUUUUGCCACUUUUUUAGUGAGGAGGAUAAUGUCAUAAUUUUGUCAAUAGUCGGUUAAGUACUUCACUUAGCCUGUGUAAAAAGCGCGAAGUCGUUCUGGUGCACUUAAAACUUUUGCUCUGUAGUUGUGCAUGUGUGAAAUAACUGGUUCAAAUUUUAACUUCCAGACGGAUAGAGCGAGAAACUAAGGGGAAAGUGAGAGAUGAUUUUAUCAUUCAAAACUAAUUCAAUAUGUACCAGAAAAUUAAGGUUUAAAGCGGCUUUGGAAACAGUUAACCGUUGUUCCCAUUUCUUCUCAUCUCAGAGCCAAUGGUUGUUGGAGCCACUUUUGAACGGAACACUUCCUGUUAUGUCUGAUGUACCAGACCAGCUUAAUGAAUGUCAAACUACACAAUGCACUUUCACAAAUCACCAGAAUAUGAUUUUGUUUUUCUCAAGUCUGGUUAACGAGAUCCUCUCAAGUGCUGAUGAUUCUUCGUUUCUGGCGAGUCUUUCUUUGCCAAGGAGCGAUUUGGUUCGCCUGUGGCUGGAGAUGAGUUGGGUACGACAAUGGUGUUCCUGUGUUUUGGGAUACAGUGAUAUGGCGGAGGUCAGUGAUUUGUAACAGUUACAGUUAGUAACCAAGUUUUGAUUGCACAGCUUUCAGGCCUAAAAAACCGAAAUGAAACAAGGGCAAAGGACUGAACUUGAUUCCCUUUGCUUUGAAUGCAAUUAGCCCUUUGCAGAACUUGGUGAAUAUGAUCGGGUGAACCUUCCUAGUUUAAUUCAAACGUCUUUUGAGUCUUCUAUUCCAGUCAUUUCGUUAAAUUUCCACAAGCAUAUUUAAAAUAAAAAUGCUUCGCUCGAUCGCACUCAAGGCUUUGUGAUCGGUAUGAACGCUUGGGUGGCUUGCCAUCCUCGUUAAGUAGUAUCUAAGCACGUGACCAAGUUCUGCAAAGGGCCUAUUGUUGACUUUUAGAUAUGGUUGAGGUAACUAGCAUACGUUCAGUUGAAGAGUAUCGACCUUUCAAAAGAGUAGGGUGCUUUAUGUAAGAGCUCCUUCAUUGAGCUGAAAAUCCCGGACAAAACUUAAAUAUUACGUGCGCACAAAGCUUUCAGCAUUUUUUACCUUUUUGCUCGCGAGUUUUUUUUUUUUUGUGGAGAUAAACGCACUAUUUCCUUGUGGACAAACUGUGGCGACGAAUCACCCGUAUAGUCAGCACUCUUUUAAGGACUCAGAUAUUCCUUAGACGGACAUUUUGAGGUGGUCUCUGUCUUCGCUAUUUUCUUUGACUCUCAACAAUGCGGACAAGUUUUUAAAACGGCGCAGAUCGUGACAGCGUUCGUCCCAGCCGACAGACUGUAUUCUGCGAUUGAAAGUGACCAAUUAUCACUCUCUAAUCUUACUCCGUCUUUGUUAGAAGUAAAUUUUUUUAUUUGUUUUUUCUUAGCAAUAUAUGGCGAGCGAUGGCAGCCUUGACCAAGCCAUUUACAGCCUUCUGGUGAAACUUCAGACCGGAAGUAGUACUCUGUUAGAUUACAUAAAUAAGCGAGGCUGGUGUGGGAGUCUUAUUACAGAUGCGCUUGCACAUUCACGAACCGACGGCUUUCUGUGGUGUCUCGUUCUAAAAGACGUGUUACAGGAAUUGGAGCGACUUGACCUUCAAUAUGACUCGACUUUACUGUUGACUGAGGUCCAAUCUCUAGCUUCCCUUGAAGAAAAGGAAUGCCAGACUCUGAACACUUUGGUGAACCAUUUGAGUGGUAUCUACGAACUGAAAGUCAUCACUGAACAGUUUGCUGCACUCUUGAGUCAAGAGAACGACGAGAGAGGUAGACCUUCUUCUGGCUUGUCUUUUUGUACUGAUUUGAUUGAAUCUGGGGGCAGAUAGUAUGGAGAUAUACCCUUUUCCCUUGGGCUUGUUGUGAUGGCUGCCUCACGGUACAACAUAGAUGUUGCAUUUUUCUUUUAGAAAUAUUCACGUAUGAAGUGAAGUCGCCAUUUUGUAGAUGCCCCGUCUUUUUUUUCUGUCAUUUGUCAAAAUAAUAGAAACUAUUUUUGAUUGUUGCGCAAUGCGGAUUCUAGAUCAUGAAACCAUUAACAGCUAGUCCUGAUUGCUCGACAGAUAGUUAACUAAGUCAAGUUUAAACAAACUUCUUAAACACCACCGGCAGCCACGCCAAGCCGACUGCCGCAGCCUGACCUUUAUUCCGUAUUCAUAAAAAUGUAUAAAUAACAUACCCCUAGAAAGGUGGGACACUAUCAAAAUUACAAAGUUGCACAUUACAUUUGAACAGCCUACAAAACUGAAAUGUUAGGGUGGGUGGGUGGGUGGAAAGGUCAGUCAUGGCAGACGCAACAAAAGCAACUGUCCUCCUUUCGGUCACAUGACCUAUACCCAGGCCCCCAGCAGUACGUGAGAAAAACUUUUUUUUGAAUGUUAUUACUUAUUUGGGGCUUGUAAGAUUUUUGUCAAAUUGUCAGUUUGAUUUGUAAUUUGAACUCUGGGUUGAUAAUAGUUCCCUUAACUCUGUUUUUAAGCAGUAGCCCUGAGAUAGUCUCCUUUGAUUUGCCAGGUUUUGCACGUUUGUUGGCUAUCAUUAGUGGUUCUCUCCAGAAGUGGUUUAUACAAAGCAAAGGCACUGAAGAAGCAUUGCUAGAGUGUCAACUGACUCUGACAGGUCUACUGGAUGAACUCGUGGAGUGGAAUAGCACUCAUGACAGCCUCGUACUCAUAAACAGCCCUUUAGAUGAAACCGUUUCAAUGGGCAUCUUGUCUUUAAAUCUGUCGCUUGCCAGAAUCCUAGAAAUGGCUGUUCGUCAUUGCCCAGACAUGAUGAACAACAAGCAUUGGGAUUUUGUGCUGUGUGUCUUGGCCGGUUGGUUGCAGGUAAUUUUCUUGCAGAAUAUAUGCUUUUUUUUCAUGAAAGCAAAUAGACACAAGGGCUUCUUUAAAAAUCUUCUCGCAACGUUUUAAGGUGAUGUUAGACGGGACGAUUCGCAACGACUAUUUUAAGCGCAACACAGCGUUGCAAUGUUGCAACAUUAUUGGUUCGACUGGAAACAAUGUCUCAACCAUGUUGCAAAGCUGCGUUGCGCUAAAAAUUGUCCUUGCAAAUCGUCCUGCGUAACAACAUGUUUUCUGGCGUACAACAGGAUAAUUUUGUCGGUUGGGGCGAGAGAUAACGAGUAAAACAACUUUCGUGCUACAGUGGAUCGCAGAAAGCAUUAAGAAGGGGUCGCUGUGUUGCUACACAUUCUCAAGCAAACCUUAAGAACGUCGGGAAAAUGGGAUGUUUCGUGUUUGGAAUUUAGUAAACCACACUCAGUUUCAGUUCAGUAUAUUUAUUUUGCCAGAAGAUACAGUUUGUGUGUACAUUGCAUUUGUAAGAGACGAUUAAGUACAUUUUUUGCGUUUUUAACUUAAUACCAUAACUGUGAAAGGUUUGAACCCAGGAGUCACUUCAAAAGUAGGUUCAGUUUGAUCGUCCGGGUGAACGUAGUCCUGAACAGGACUGUUGUUUUUGACAGUGACUGACGUUUCGAAAACCUGUGCGGUAGUCGAAUAACCAGAGUAUGAUCAAUAACCAGAGUAUAAUACCAUCAAUUGACGUGAUACAACUCACUUUGACUCUGAAGAUGACUACCGCACAGGUUGUCGAAACGUCAGUCACUGUCAACAACAACAGUCCUAUUCAGGACUACAUUCACCCGGACGAUCAAACUCAACCUACUUAAGACCAUAAGUUCAAUAUAUGUGCGGCAUAAUCAGAGUGAAAUACAAGUUAAUAUAAAUGGCAAGCAUACAAACGCACUGAACAGACAAAAAACUAACGAAAAGCAACAACACAACAUGAUGACCUAGUUUGGAUUUUUCUUUUUUAAAUUUAUAUUUUUAGCCUUGUAAAUAGCUCACUUAUUUUUUAUGGACACAACAUGUAAUAUCUACCAUGUCAUACAAACUAAUAUUAACAGAAAACUUCUUUUUACAAAUUACAAAUUUAACAGAAGAAAGAAAAUAACAAAUUUAGGCAAAUGCUUGCGGAGUUCUGCAAAGCGGAGACCUCCACACUCCGUGAUAGCCGCUGAUCGAAAGCCAUUUCCUUUUGCCGGACAAAAAAUAUUCUGUCACUUUAUGUCAUGGAUAUGGUUUACACAUCAAACCUUCUGAGUUCUAUAUUCAUUUCCUUUAACAGACGUGCGAAGAAAAUCGCUCAAUGCUGACAACUUCAUUGAAAUGCGUUGCUCUGUGUUGCCAAGUCUGUUCCCUUUUCUGCAACGUGGCGUGGUUCUUUCAAGAGAAUGCCUCUAAGCUAUCCAAAGUCAGCAAUGAGGCACAUUCCAGUGACGUAUCCAAUGAAAAAGCAACUGGUUCUUCAGAAAACGCGCCGGAGUUUCCUCCAAAUCUUUUAGUAGAGUGGCAGGAGUUCUUCAGUGGAAACUUGUUCACUACAGUAUUACAGUUGUUCUUGUACCAUGCAGGUAAGAGAGAGGGAGAGUCAGACUGUGCUCGUACGGUUAUCUUCUAGUAAACUCUCCCCUUGGGGAGAUUUUGGACUUGUAUUUUUGUCAAUGGAACCCGAAAGUAAGGGGGAAUUUAUGAAGACACAAAUUGACAGACAUUUACUAAUCCUGAUUUCUCAACUGUCCCUUAGAGGAGCGAUGCCACGAGGAUAUUGCUGUUUUAGGUCAAUUCUGUGCUGAAGUCAUUAUUGAAUGCCUUACCCAAACACAAAAUGCUCCUGUAGAGUUAUGAACAAGAUAUCAGACAAAUCUCAUCACGGAGCACUAACCAUAAUAUUAUAUUUCUGGGUGAUUUUUGCAGGCAUAGCAUUAAAACUUGAAAAAGGUACUCCAACGUUUUCAAGUUCCAAUCCAUAUCCAUCUGUGUCAUUCGUUGCAUCAGAAGACAGGAAAGAUUUUCUGUGCCUAAAUAUAGUCUCAAAUAACAAAACUGGACCAUUGGUUUUGGAAUUCAAUUGAUGCGAGAAAAGGAUUAGCUUUUUCAAAAAUAACAAAUAGCGUGAUGUAUCCCCUUUAAACCAUUAGAGUAGUGGCUGCAGUCAGACCAUGAACUCACGAAUCCAUGUUUAUCGCGAAAUGUGCUGCUUUAGUUUCUUCUUCCCACAGUGACAGACUUGAUAUUUUGAAAUCAACUAUAAAUAUACAUUAUUUUAUAUUCCAGGGAGUGCCAAGACGCCCAUUUUGAAGUCUCCUUGUGGUCAAAUCGAAUCAGCGAGUCCCUUGGUUCGGCUGUGAUCUUUACUCCAACCUCUCUUUUAAAGGAACAUAAAUUCCAUGAGGAGCCACAUGCGAUCACUGAAGACGCCUCUAAGAUUCCUCGAUGGUUAGAGGACCUCAUGGCACACUGCUUACCUCUCAUGAACUGCAAUGUGCGUGGACUUCAGGUCGCCGCGUACCAUAUACUUUCUAGGUACGUAAACUUCUUAUUCCCAUACCGUGCGAAUCCUCUUUGUAGGUCCAACAAUCUGUAAACAAAUGCUUGAGGUGUGAAGGAUUGGAUAGUACUGUGUUUGAACAGUAUCAUCCACUGGCGGACCUAGGGGAGGGGCCCGGGUCCUCACCUUGUUUUUAGGCCUAAUUGACGCCUACAGAGUCGAGAAAUAUUAUUUUCGAGGCCGGCCCCACUGGAUGAGGUCUGAGUGAGCAGGGACCACACUUCAUCAAGGCACUGAAUCCGAUUCGUUGUCUCUUACUUUUAGCAGUCUGGUACCCACUUAACUUAUCUGCUAUGUUAUGUUAUUAAUUUUUACAGAGUAAUGCCGGAUAUUGCAACACUGGAGGAAAAUGUGAGUGAGUCGGAAGAAAGUGAAGAUGAACCAAUAAGGUAUUUUGUUGUACAUAAUACAACCUAUGCACGGGGCAAAUGAUAUCACUGUACGGAGGAUAUAUUAAUCGUGGUGUACCAAAACAGGAAGAGAUAAUUAACUCUGAGUAGAAAUUGUUAGUGCUAAAGAUCAUCCCUGAGAGAAACAAAAAGAGUAUUUUAACUAACGUCGGUGGGGACCUCUGGAUCAGAUCUAUCGUUGCCCUGUCGACUGAGCUACAAGUCUAGACUGGAGCGGUUUGUAGGUGAUUGCAGUGGCAAAUCACGGCGAAGAGUUAUGAAAGCCAGACAUUAAUGUUGUGCCGAGUACUACAUAUGAUGCGUAUGGUGUCUGAGUAUAUUCUUAUGUUCUCGGAGUACAUGUAAAUCCUUUGUUCGAUCGUUUGUAUGGAGUAUAACGCUAUGGCUGUUUCAUACUCAGGUCCCCACCUACUCCUCUAAUAGAGCUGAUUAAUUCGACCAGCGCACGCAUAGCGGAGAUGUUGCGUGAAGCUCAAGUUCCCUUUGGUGAACAUCUUGAUAUGGCAGGCGACAGAGAGGCACAAAAUGUCAGCCUUGCUCUCCUGCUUGCCUGGAAGGUUCUUUUGCAUUUCUUUAGAAGCUUACCUCAAGAAAAACGAGUGGAGUAUGCCAAGUACAUCAGGCAAAACAAAAUGGUAGACAGUCUUCUUGGUGUGUUGUUUCGGCUGAUGCCACUGAAGGCGACCGGGGCGACGUUAGCAGACGACUGCGAGCCAGUGAUAGGACGUUUUGGUGGUCAGCGUACCAUUCAGGAGCUGGCGUGUAGUGUGUCUUAUUCCUUACUGCAGUGGAUGCCGGCUAUUGUUAGGCAGUGGUGGAAUGGUCUGGAUAAGCGUCAAUCUGCCAUAGUGGAUAAGUAAGUGAUUUUUAUCUGUUCUUACUGUUUAGCUACAGUCGUGUUGCAUGUACUUUCCAUAACCACUUUUUAAACUGAUGUUAGUCGUGAUAUUUAGAAAAACAUGUUGUUAACUGUUUCUUUGAUCUUUUAAUGGUUCAUUUCUUUCACGGGUUAAGAUGAACUCAUCAAAUUGGCCCACUCCUAAUGUAUGGGUCUUUAUAGCUCAGUUGGCACAGGAAUAAAGCGCUAUCGCAGAGGCUAUGGGUUCGAAUCCCGUUGCAGGCCCGGGACUUUUUUGGGGGUUAAUUUGCAAUUGCUUAAAAUUGCAAAGACAGCUGCAAAGAUAACACUCUUCUUAAAAAUUUUUUCUUUUGUGUUCACUUAGAUUCACAACCUCCGUCAUCACUCCUCAGUUAUGCCAGAGAGAAAUGCAAUUGGUUCAAAACUCGUCAAUCCGGUUUGACAACAUGCUGGUUAAGGCUCGGCCCAGUGCUCGGGAAGUUGCCGCGGUGUACACGGUCGAGGAUAUGUCAAUGGAGCUGGUAGUGAAACUGGCCCCAAACCACCCUCUGGGCGUAGUCUCAGUCGAGAGUGGAAGAAAAAUUGGAGUUGCGAAUGCGCAAUGGAGAAGCUGGAUGCUACAAAUGACAACGUUUCUCACCCAUCAGGUUUGAAAUCGGACUCUAGCGUUCUAGAGCUGGCAACAGUAAGAGAAGUCGAGGAGAGAUGAAUGUGUUGUUUUUUGUCUACUGUUAUUCACUCCCCUUCGACGACCUUCCGUUCGAAGUUUAGUUAAAGGGCUAUGUCACACUAUAGUUCUGCUAUGUAACGCUAUAGAUCUGCUAUGUCACGCUAUAGUUGUCUCUUUUUUUUUUAAGCUUCUCUUUACGUGUCUUCGAAUCAAUUGAAUUCCAAAACUAAUUUUCCAGUUUUGUUGUUUAAGAGCAUAUUUAGGCAUUGAAAUCGGUUUUGUCGUAUGUUUGUUAACCUGUUCAGAUCUUUUAAGGGGAAGCCGCAUAUUUUUAUUAAUUGCAGUGGACCUUUGUCCGUCUAAUAGCGUUCUGUUCUGCUCAAGUUAAAAUGUGAACCAACAAAAGUCUAACUUGUCUCCUUUUCUUUGCUGAACUCUCCUUCGCUCGACAAUGAAUUUCCUAAUAGGUCUUCUUUUCUAAUACCAUUUUGAGCACCAGUGGUGUAAUUUGACCGUUGUUUUGUAUCUUUUUUAGAAUGGCAGUAUCAUGGAUGGACUCAUUUUGUGGAAACGGAACGUGGACAAACGUUUCGAGGGCGUUGAUGACUGUAUGAUAUGUUUUUCCGUGAUUCAUGGCAGUAACUACUCUCUUCCCAAGCUAAGUUGCAAGACUUGCAAGAAAAAGUUCCACUCGGCCUGUCUAUACAAAUGGUUUAGCACAAGCAACAAUGCCACUUGUCCACUCUGCCGUAAUCUGUUUUAAUCAAAAUUCCGCUGCAGUUACAUGGCCUCCACGUCGCAAAGGAGUUACUCUCGUAUAAGCACCAGAGUAAAGUGAGCGGUGUCCCAUCUGUAUAAGCUUGUUUGAUCCAUAUGUUUUGAUUGGGCCGUUUCAUUUCAAAAAUGUGACUCUUUAUAGAGAUCAGGCCCAGAAUUUUGCGGGAAAAAUCACCCAUUUUGGUCCGAAAUGAAAAGGCGAAAACUAUACAACUGUAUGUUCAGAAGGUCAAAUCGUCACAUGUAAGGGAAUCCAAGACAGUCUUGGAUUCUGGAUUCCACGCCUCGGAUUCCGGAUUCCAGGUACUAGAUUCCAGACUGUUAGUGAAACUUGGAUUCUGAAUUCCAAUCUUUAGUAGGAUUCCGGAUUCCAUGUGCUGUAUUCCGGAUUCCAGUUCGUAGGAUUCCUGAUUUUACGAGCAAAAAUUUCUCGGAUUCCGAAAUAUGCAUUCCCUUACAUGGGGCGAGUCAAAUGUUAUGCCAGGCCCAACCAGGACUGCCAAGAGUAUCUCUCCCCCGGGGAUGUACUCUCGCCUUUUCUUCAGAACGGAAGUUGGGAAUAUUGUAUGCGGGAAACUUGAAACUUCCGGUAAACGCAGAAAGAGCGUAUGUGGAAUAAGGAGAGGGCCCAGUGUCACUUGGUUUAGCUUAAUAGCUCAGUGAAACACGGUGGGUCGGUGCAGUGGUUUGACAUAGAGGGGAACUUGCCUUCAUAAGGUUCCCUCUUUCUCAGUGUUUCAGGGCUCUUUUGCGAUCCAUAUUCACGAAAUGCGUUUCCUAGAACUGUAACAAGCCGUACUGGCGGAUUGCGAGGCAGAAGGUUUCUUACAUAUGGACGAAUCUAAGAGCAAAGCUCUCAUUAAUAAAUUUCAGUUUUACUUCAAACAUGAACCCUGUGAACAUUGCAAAGAAAUCCAUAGGGGAAAACCAUAUGACUAUUGAGAUUUGCGUGUAAAUCCACCAAUAGGCCAUUUCCGAGUUCCAAAAAACUCACUUUCAAAGCGAGGCUAAGUGCGAAG